AUGGAAUGCUCAAUUACACCCACUGAAGCGCCUCCGGCGGCGCCUAAAAACGAGAGGCGCAAGAAGAAGCAGCCCAAAGCCAGCAGCGACUCCUUCGAUGAUCUCUUGGAGCUUGAAUCGCUUUCCGUAACUCCUAACAAUCCGCUUCUUGUGGAUUGUUUACCUGGAGAGCCGUUGCGCCGUCUUAACAAGUGGACCACGGCGAUUCCGCCCAGCAAACCCGUUCACGAGCAGUUCAAGGGUCGCCCGUUCCCCGUCGGCGCGGCGCGCAGCAACGACGAGGAGAAGCGCCAUCUGGAGAAGGUGUCUGCGGAUUCCUACCAGGACCUGCGUCGCGCCGCCGAGGUCCACCGGCAGGUACGACGUUACAUCCAGUCGGUAGUCCGUCCAGGCAUUACGAUGUUGGAUCUUGUGAACGCGGUUGAAACGAAAUCCAAAGAGCUCAUUGCUGCCGACGGCCUUAAAUGCGGAUGGGCGUUCCCAACCGGGUGCUCUCUGAAUUCGUGUGCAGCCCACUACACGCCAAACUACGGCGACAACACCGUGUUGACCAAGGGCGACAUAUGCAAGCUCGACUUCGGCACCCAGGUGAACGGCCACAUCAUCGACUGCGCGUUCACCAUCGCCUUUGACGAGCAGUAUGACGAGCUUAUCAAGGCAACUCAGGAGGCCACUAACGUCGGCAUUCGCGACGCGGGCAUAGACGCUCGUUUGUGCGAGAUAGGUGAGGUGAUUCACGAGACGAUUGAGAGCCACGAGGUCACCAUCCAGGGGGUCACCUACCCGGUGAAACCCAUCCGGAACCUUACUGGCCACAGUAUCGGUUCGUAUCGCAUCCACGCGGGCAAGGCCGUGCCCAUCGUGCGCAACAGCGGCUGCUCUGACAGAAUGGAGGAGGGCGACCUGUUUGCUAUCGAGACUUUUGCCACCACUGGCAAAGGCACGGUGGUGGAGUCGAUGGACUGCUCGCACUACAUGAAGGACUUCGAAGUGGGCUUCGUGCCGCUUACGCUGAAGAGUGCUCGCGACGUUCUGAAGUGCAUUAACACGAACUUCAGCACCCUGGCGUUCUGCCGCCGUUGGCUGGACGACCUCACCGGCGGCAAGAACUUGCUGGCUCUGAGGCACCUGGUAGACAAGGGAAUCGUGAACCCGUAUCCGCCUCUGUCCGACAUCCGCGGCUCUUACACAUCCCAGAUGGAACACACCAUCCUGCUGCGUCCCACGUGUAAAGAGGUGCUGUCACGCGGUGAAGAUUAUUGA
Molecule: messenger RNA, 1263 nt
Organism: Babesia bigemina
Lineage: Eukaryota; Apicomplexa; Aconoidasida; Piroplasmida; Babesiidae
Product: methionine aminopeptidase, type II family protein, putative
Exons: 4
Coding region: 1-1263 (420 amino acids)
Biological process (GO): proteolysis
Molecular function (GO): metalloaminopeptidase activity
Source: RefSeq, a predicted model, not a curated record